Molecule: messenger RNA, 1750 nt
Organism: Hippocampus zosterae (dwarf seahorse)
Lineage: Eukaryota; Metazoa; Chordata; Actinopteri; Syngnathiformes; Syngnathidae
Gene: f9b
Product: coagulation factor IXb
Exons: 8
Coding region: 1-1701 (566 amino acids)
Biological process (GO): proteolysis
Cellular component (GO): extracellular region
Molecular function (GO): calcium ion binding; serine-type endopeptidase activity
Source: RefSeq, a predicted model, not a curated record
AUGGCGUCCGUGCGCUUGGGGCUGCUGCUGCUGCUGCUGCUGACGACAUUCGGAGUCCGGGCCGCCGCCGCCGACGACGACUUUGAAGGAAACUUGACGGAACAACUUUUGCAGACCUUCCUUUUUCUUUCCGUUCCACAAUUGCAAAGGCGUUCGGUUGCCGGGGGACCAAAAGGGCCGGACGUCCGGCGUGUGUUGUGUUUGCCCCGGGCAGGGGGCGCGCGGCUGGAGCGGCUGGAGCGGCUGCCGCGGCGGGCGGCCUCCCAAGUGCUGCGGCGCCAACGGCGCUUCAACGCCGGGCCCUUCGAGGAGAUGUGGGCCGGCAACCUGGAGCGGGAGUGCCGGGAGGAAACGUGCGACUUCGAGGAGGCCCGCGAGAUCUUCGAGGACGAAACCAAAACGAUGCGCUUCUGGGCCGGCUACGUCGACGGCGACCAGUGCAAGCCGCCCCCCUGCCAGAAUGGCGCCGACUGUGAGGACGGCGUCAAUUCCUACGUGUGCUGGUGCAACAGCAGCUUCACUGGAAAGAACUGCGAGAUCGAGGUCUCCAAGCAGUGUUCGGUCAACAAUGGCGGCUGCUCUCACUUCUGCACCAUGAAGUCCAACGCCGUGCGCUGCAGCUGCGCGCUGGGCUACAAACUGGCGGACGACCUCGCCUCUUGCGAGCCCGCAGGCGAGUUCAGCUGCGGCGUGAUGGGCGCCGCCUCCGCCCCGACGCCGCGUUCGUCAAACGGUUCGACCGACGGCGACGUCAUCGCCGACGAGUGGUUGGACUACGAAUACGAGGAGGAACCGGAGAGCGGCUACAAUAUCUCCGCGGGCUCUCGGCGAAGGCGUCGCUCGGCGAGGAGGGCCGGCGAGCCGCCGCCGCCGCCGUCGCCCUCAUACGGGGCCCUCUUCCCCACGCUGCCCACCGUCACGGCGAAGGAGAACAGCGACCAGAGGAUUGUGGGGGGCUACGAGGCCAAAGCGGGAGACUUUCCCUGGCAGGCGGCGCUGAUCUCGCACUUGGCCAGGCUGACGGGGUCCACGGCGGAACCCUUCUGCGGCGGCUCGCUGCUCAGCGAGCUGUGGGUGAUCACGGCAGCGCACUGCGUGGUGGAGGCCCGCAUGGCGGGGCUCACCUUCUUCGUGCGACUGGGCGAGCACGACGUGGGUCGGCCCGAGGGCCCCGAGCGGGACCACGAGGUGGCCCGGGAGCUGGUCCACAAGUCGUACAAGUUCCACAAGUCGCGCUUCAACCACGACGUGGCGCUGCUCAAGCUGGCCACGGCGGCGGAGCUGUCGGCGCGGCGCCGCCCCGUCUGCCUGGGGCCCGCCGCCUUCACCGAGAGGCUCCUGCGAGAGGCCCCCGCCUCGGAGGUGAGCGGCUGGGGCCGCCUGCGCGACGGCGGCCGGCGCUCGGCCACGCUGCGCCGGCUGCAGGUUCCCUUGGUGGAGCGCGGCGUCUGCAAGGCCAGCAGCCGCGUGCGCGUCACCCCCUUCAUGUUCUGCGCCGGCUUCCGCGACCGCAAGGAGGACGCCUGCCAGGGCGACAGCGGCGGCCCCCACGUCACCCCCCGCCGAAGCGUCUGGUUCCUCACCGGCAUCGUCAGCUGGGGCGAGGGCUGCGCCGCCGCCGGCAAGUACGGCGUCUACACGCGCGUCUCGCGCUACUACGCCUGGAUCAGCAACACCACCGGCGUGCGCACGUACCGCUGAGCCGCGCGGCCUCGCCUCGCCGUCGACGGCUCCUCCGCAAUAAAGACCC